Messenger RNA from Plasmodium falciparum 3D7, 2454 nucleotides. RefSeq lists its product as uncharacterized. The record is from RefSeq and is a predicted model, not a curated record. NCBI's taxonomy places the organism in Eukaryota, Apicomplexa, Aconoidasida, Haemosporida, Plasmodiidae.
AUGGAAAGGUAUAAAUUAUUUGUUAAUGAAAUAAAAGAAGAAAAUGAAAAGAUCGUUAAAAAAAUAAUAUAUGUAAACAAUAAAAUAAAAUAUAAAGAAAGCAAUGAUAAUAAAGUAUCCUAUAAUAAUUAUUUUAUAAAAAGUUAUGAAGAUGAGAAAAAAGAUAAUGUGUAUAAAUAUUUUAAAUAUAAAAUAAUUUUUAGUAAAAAAAAGAAAAGAUAUUUAAAUGACACCUUCCCAUAUUUCGAUAUAUAUAAAAAUACAAAUGAUGCUUUUAGGAAUAAUUUAAAUGGAUAUAAAAUAUUUGAGAUAUUAAAAAGUUAUGAUGAACUCGAAAUUUUUAAUUUCUGUAGUAAAAAUAAAUUAAAAAACAUAUCAUAUAUAUAUCAUCAUUUCAUUCAAAUUAUAAUAAACAAAAGAGAUUUAUAUAAUAUCAAUCAUUUAUUAUUGUUAACAGAAAAUAUACGUAAAUUAAAUUUUUAUCAUCCAUAUUUUUGUAAAGUAAUAUGUAGAGAAGUAUGCUUAGACAUUUAUAAAAUUAAAAACCUUAAACAAAUAACAUCUUUUAUUAAUUUCUUAAUGCAUUUUAAUAUCUUCAAUUUUUAUUAUUUAAAUAAAAUUUAUAAAUAUGUUAUCUAUUUGAUUACUACUACGAAUAAAUGGGACCAACUCAUGGAUACACACAUAAACAAUAAUGUAUAUUAUAAUAUAGAUAUGAAUAUACAAAACCAACAGCAAAACAUUUCAAAUAUAAAACAAAACAAUUUACAAUAUGAUCAACAUAAUCAAAAUGAAUAUGAACACCUUCCUAUAUAUCCUGAUGAUAUAUCUAUAUUAUUAAAAUCUUUUUUAAAAUAUAAAUAUUUUCAUAUAUCUUUAUUAAAGUUAUUGAUGUAUAUAUGUAAUAAUAAAAGUUAUCCUCAACUAAGAGAUAGCUCACACACAUUAUUUAUGCUAUCAUCCCUUUCGAAUUAUUAUUAUUUUAUAAACAAAAAUUAUUACUCUAAUGUAUUCUUUAAAUUAUUUAAAAAUAUUAUUAAUGAAAAAAGAACAAAACACAACGAUUUGGUCUUAAUACUAAAAGGUUUUUAUAAUAUAUGUAAAACGUUUAAUAGUAAUAAUAUUUCGAUUACUCAAUUGUAUAACACGAUUCUUAAAAAUUAUAAUUUAUCAAAUGAAUUUGAUCAUAAUAUAAAAGAGCAUAAUCAUGUAAUUCAUGAAUAUGGCUCCUCCUUGAUAUUGAAUAAUUCUAAGAGAGGAAAAAAAAAUAAAAAUAAAAAUAAAAUAAAACAUAAAAAAAAAAUAAAACAUAAAAAUGUAAAUGUAAAUGAAAAUAAUGUGAAUAAUAUGAAUAAUAUACAUAAUAACAAUGUACAUAUUAUGGAAACACAAAACGUAAUCACCUUACAGCCUUUUAAUAAUCACAUACAAAAUAGUAAUUUAAAAAAAUUAAAUAUAAAUAACCCUGAUUUAAUUAUAUACUGUAUGAAUCAUACAAAGAAACAAUGUUUUAACAACAUAUUUGAUACCAUCAAAUAUAUCAUAUUAUUUAUAGAAUUAAAAAUAAUUGAACAAUUCCCUUUAAAAAAAUAUAUGAAUAUAGCUGAAAUUGAAUUUCUUAAAAGGAGGAAUUUUGAAAGAGAUAAGGAAAAAAAUGUAUACAAAUAUAUUUCACAAAAUAUAAGUGAAGAACAAAAUCAAUUUAUUCAAUCAUUAUUAACACGAAAUAAAAAAGAAAAUUCUCAAUUUGAUGAUUCAAACAUGAAUUUUUUAUUUUACAUGAAUUAUUUAAAUAAAAGAGAUUUUAAAAAUUUUCAAAAUGAAUGUGAGCCUACAAAUGAACCUACUGAUAAAAUUAUUGAAAAACAUAUUCAGGAUAAUCAACAAAAAAAAAAUGAAAAUACAAUAAAUCAAGGAACACAUAUACAUUAUGAAAAGAAAACAACAAAUAUAACAUCUGAAGAUAUAAAUAAUUAUCUGAAGAACAAAUCAAGUGUUAAAUUUAACUUAAGCGAUUCAACAUAUUUUUCUCAUAUAUAUUUUAAUUUGUCUUCUAUGCAGUUAACCAAGGAAGAGGAAAAUAUACUAAACAACAGUUUUAAAGAAUUAUUAAAAUUUAAGGACUGUUUACAAGAACUAGACGUGAAUGAUGUUGCUGACUUAUUCUAUUCUUUAACAAUUUUUCAAAUAUUGCAAGGGUAUCCAAAAGGUACCAUUAUUAAAAAUAAAUUUGGAUAUUCCAAAGUUCAGCAAAAUGAAGAAAAUGAAAAAAUAUAUAAAAUAUUGUCAAACAUUAUAAUUAAAAAAAGUAUUAACAUAAAAGAAGAAAAUAUUUAUAAAAUAAUUUUGAGUUGUGCAAAUUCUGCUUACUCGGAUGUUUACUUGAAUUAUUACUUGAAAAAUUUUAAUAGAUAUAUAAAGUUUAGCAAAAUGAGAAAAUUUAUCAAUUGCUAA